AUGGCUGACGGCAACAACAGCAAUGGGCGUGGCCCCCGUCGCCAUCGCUACCACCAGCACGCACCAAUGGACGGCGCAGCGCAACAAAGAGCACGCCGACGCCACGCGGAUGACCACGGUGGUGGUCGAAGGCAGCUCUUCUUCCCCGACUUCCACGCCCCACAACAGCAACAACAGCAGCAGCAGCAGCAGCAACAACAGCAGCAGCACGAAGCGGUGGGGCAAGUUCCACAGCACCAAAUGCACCACAUGCACCAGCAACAGCAGCAGCAGCAGCAACAGCGUGAACAGCUUCACCAGUACCUGCAACAUCAACAACACCCACAACAACAGGCACAACAACAGGCACAACCGCAGCCGCAACAGGCGCACCACCAGGAUGCCCGCCAUCGCAUUGGUAGCGGGUAUGAUCUGCGCAACACUAACGGGGUUCAUCCACACGAGCGCGUGUACGGGGUGUCCAGCAGUAGCGGCUCGAGUGUUUUUGGGGACGCCCCUCGCCCACAACAAGCCAACGGCGUCCACUUCAAUGCCGUUUUGCGGCAACACCAACAGCAACACCAGCCACAACAGCCACCGCUGCAACAGCCACAACAACAACACCAGCCACAACAGCAACAGCAACAACGCCAGCCGCAACAACGCCAUCACCAACCACCACAACCCCAACACCAGCCACAACAAUUCCGUGCUGGUGGUGGACAGUUUGCCGGCGAUGCCCACCGCCUCAUGCAGAUGCUGCUGCACAUGGCAGACCCAGACGCCCGCCGUAUCAUUGCGCAGUCGUUUGUGCACUUUGCUCAAUCGAGGAGUGGUCAGCACGGUCAGGGCGCACGUGCUCCGCCACCACAACACCAAAUGCAUGGGCAGCAGCCCCAGCAACAGCAACAACAGCAGCAACAGCAGCAACAGCACAUUCACCACGCAUUUGCACCAGCUCACCACCGCCGUCCUCAGCAGCCACAACAGCCGCAGGCGGGUCGCGAGCCAUUGUUGCUUGAUGAGGUGCUGCAUCAGCUUCCAGCAGGGCAGUUGCAACAAGGUGUGGCAGGCCAAGGGGCACAGCCACGCCCACCCUUUGGCGUGCCUGCAGGCAAUGGUCCUCCUCAGCAGCAUGGCCAGCCACCACAACCACAGCACAAUGACGGUGGACCAAACCUGUAUGCGCAACUGCUCAACCAUCUUGUUCCCGGCCAACAGCGGCAUCAGCAACACCAACACCAACCCCAACCCCAACGUCCACCCCAUCUGCAACAGCAACAACAGCCACCACCCCCACCGCCCCCGCAACCACCACAACAGCAUCAACAACCACCAUCAAUGCCGGCAUCGCCAGCGGCCAGUGAUCGCAGCGUCCCGACCUGCCCCGUGUGCUUUGAGGAAGGACGACGCGACGCCAAGCAACAUCUGUGCCAGAGGUGCUACAACAACAUCUACCAACGCAUUCGUCGCGGUGUCGAACGAUUGGGCCGCAGGUUCACCUUUGAGCGCUUCCAGGAAUCGCUCACCGCUGUUGCUGAUGUUGGUGCUGUUGCUGCUGCUGGUGCUGCUGAUGUGGAUGAAAUGAAGUGCAACUCCGACAAACUUGGGCACAAGUGCUUCCACUGCCUUGCGCUCAAAGCGACUGAAGUGGCAGAGGAGGCAGUGCGGCGAACCAUCUCCACGGUGGUUAAUCGCAAGUUCGCCAACGACAGGCGCUACGACUAUGAUGAUGGUGACGAUGAGGAGCAGCACGGCGGUGGGCGUGGCGGCGGGCACGACAGGCGCUUCCGGCGCCUCCACCGCGACGAUGACGAUGAUGACAGUGGUCAUGAUGAGGAUGAUGAUGUUGGCGGUGAUGAUGGUGGUGGUGGCUAUGAUGAUCGUGAGCGGCAGCCGCUUCAUCCGGGCCGCCGUCACCACCAACACCACCGCCGCCGCCGCGAAACCCAUCAAGGGCACCACGCUCACCACGACCGGCAGCAACGUCGUCUGCAGCCACGCCCCCUUCACGAGCAGGACGUGCCUGCAGGCAACGUGGCCCACCGCGGUGCUCAUCACCACCAAGCAGACGCCAUGGCUGAUGGACACCUCCAGCCAGCUGCUGUGGCGCUGGGGUCACCAUCGAUUGGCUCUGAGCAAAACAACCAGUUCCACCAGCACCAGCAGCAGUACGACGGUGGCCACUUUGCACCGCACACGCACCAUGAACAUGAUCUGUAUCAGCACGAGCAACGGCACAAUCGCAGUCGCCAGCGCAACCGAAGCACUGUCACGCGCCACGGCAGUGGUGACCUGUCCUUGGCAGAUGCCUCUUCAUCGUCAUCCAUGCACAACAGCCUCACAUCGACACCUCGCGUCGGUGGACAGUGCUACCCGAAACGGCGCCACAGCUCACGCUUGUGCAGUGCUGGCAGUGCCACGACCCCCACCUCAACCCCGACAACACCAAACAUACUGCAAGCAGCUCAUCAGGUGGGAACGGCCACAGACAUGCAUGCAGGCACGGGCGCGAUGAGCGAUGCCGUUGCGACCAGCACCAGCAACAGUAACAGCAACAGCAACAGUAACAACGCCGGGUUCUUCACACACAGCCACGCAUACCCCAAUGCCAACGGCCACGGCGAUCAUGGCACAGGCAACAAUGACAAUUGCAACAGACAUGGCGAUGCCAACGGCCUUAGGAAUCCGCGUGUUGAGGACGAAAACGCCAAUGACACCAUGCUUGACGACUUGAUGCAACACUUUGCCGACGUGGACAAGGACGAUCCCUCCACGGACGACUUCCCAGACUGGCCAGACUUUUCGUGA
Salpingoeca rosetta is the source of this 2790-nucleotide messenger RNA. RefSeq lists its product as uncharacterized. The record is from RefSeq and is a predicted model, not a curated record. The transcript is spliced from 7 exons. NCBI's taxonomy places the organism in Eukaryota, Choanoflagellata, Craspedida, Salpingoecidae. The coding region runs from base 1 to 2790 and encodes 929 amino acids.